Molecule: messenger RNA, 1285 nt
Organism: Electrophorus electricus (electric eel)
Lineage: Eukaryota; Metazoa; Chordata; Actinopteri; Gymnotiformes; Gymnotidae
Product: beta-1,3-galactosyl-O-glycosyl-glycoprotein beta-1,6-N-acetylglucosaminyltransferase
Cellular component (GO): membrane
Molecular function (GO): beta-1,3-galactosyl-O-glycosyl-glycoprotein beta-1,6-N-acetylglucosaminyltransferase activity
Source: RefSeq, a predicted model, not a curated record
AUGGGCUUGCUGAAUCGAAGAAAGAGAAGAUUCCGGAGGGUGUUGCUCGCUGGAGCCUUGAUGUGUGUGUUCAUGCUCACACUUUCAGUGGUCCUACAUGAAGAGGCCCAGGUGGCCUACAGCUGGCUGGAGUUCAGAGAUGAUGAAACACCAGAAGACGAGUGCCAAUGCCAGAAAGUCAUACAGGGUGAUGUUGAAGAGAUAGAACAUGCCAAGGUGCUGACCAUCACGAAGAGCUUCAAGAAUAAAACACAUAUUUCCGAUAAGAGCUACAUCGAGCUGACGAAUGAUUGUGAGGUGUUCCGUACCACUCGGAAGUACCUCCCCCUCCCACUGAGUGAAGAGGAAGAGGCGUUCCCAGUGGCUUAUUCAAUCGUCGUCCACCACAAGGUGCAGAACUUUGAGCGGCUCCUGAGGUCCAUCUAUGCCCCUCAGAACUUCUACUGCAUCCAUGUGGACAAAAAGGCACCCGAGUCCGUCAUGACAGCGAUCAACUCCAUUGUUUCAUGCUUUGACAAUGUCUUCAUAGCCAGCCAGCUUGAAAAGGUGAUCUACGCUAGCUGGAGUCGUGUGCAAGCCGACAUCAACUGCAUGAGGGACCUCCUGCAGAUCAGCAGUAACUGGAAGUACUUUAUCAACCUGUGUGGGCAGGACUUCCCGAUCAAAACCAACUUGGAGAUCGUGCGGGCCCUUAAGGCACUGGGUGGUGGCAACAGCCUGGAGACUGAGGUCAUGCCCCAAUAUAAGAUGGGUAGAUGGAAGAAGAGCUUCCGUAUCAUAGAUGAUGCAAUUCAGAAUACCAAUCAGGACAAAAAACCUCCACCUUUUGGAAUAAAGAUUUUUUCAGGGGGUGCAUAUAUAGUGGUAAGUCGUGCUUAUGUGCGUUUUGUACUCGAGGACCCCAAAGCUCAGGCACUCAUUUCAUGGUCAAAUGACACCUACAGCCCGGAUGAGUUCCUCUGGGCUACAAUGCAACGUAUUCCUGAAGUUCCUGGCUACCUCCGUGCCAACUCUAAAUAUGACAUCACAGACAUUUCCACCAUCUCCCGGUUAAUUAAAUGGUCAUACCAUGAAGGUGCCUUAGAUGCAGUGUAUCCACCCUGUCAGGGCACUCAUGUCAGGGCUGUGUGUGUGUAUGGGGCAGGGGACCUGCAGUGGAUGUUAGAACAGCGCCACCUGUUCGCUAAUAAGUUUGACACAGACUUUGACCCCAUCGCCAUCCGAUGCCUAGAGAAGUAUCUCAGGCACAGGGCCUUAAUUAAGCAACAUUGAAUGAAAUUUCUAU